AAUAUCUUUCAAUGUCUUUACCUUAAGGAAUUCCAAUGAAUGCAGUUUAUAAGUAAGUAGUAAUGGAGCACAAAGAAGAUGAUAGAGUGGAACAAUUAGAAGCAUAAAUUUAUAAUAUGGAGAAAGAUCAUAGCAUGUGGAGAAAAAAGUAUUUUGAGCUUGAAUCAUUAUAUGAUAAGUGUAGAUAUGCUGCUGAAAAAGUAAAGAUUUGGUUAUUAUAUUAAGUCAGUCUAAUUAGAAGAUAGAAUCAAUUUAUUGAGAUAAGACAAUACAUAAAUAUCAGCUUUACUUAGAGAGAAAGCUACAGAAUGUGAAAAAAUGAGAGUAAGAUUAACACAAUUAGAAAAUGAGAAUUUUGAAUUAAAUACAGUUAGAUUGUAAGUAACUAAAUUUAAUGAUUUAUUAUCAUAAAAAUCAUAAGAUAUUGAAUCAUUAAGAAAGAAGAAUUCAGAAAUUUAUGCAAGAGUAAUUGAAUUAGAAGGAAAUGAAUUACUUAUUAGAGAUUAUAAGGCUUAAGUAAAUAGUUUACUUAAAGAUGUUGAUGUUUGGAAAAAGCUAUAUGAAGAUUAAUAAUAAGAAAGAAUCAAACUACUUGAAAUCAUUAGAUAAUUUGAAUAAAAUAAUCCUUUAUCAGGAUCAGUCAGAUCAUAAUAAUAACAAGUGAGUGAAGUUAUUGAAAGAAAAAUGGUUACUAGUUCAGAAACGACUAACUCUAUGUUACAAUUAUAAUCAUAACUUUUAUCUAAGGAUGCUGCUAUUUCUGAUCUUGAAGAUAGACUUGCUUUCUAAGAAAAAUAAUAUGAUAAAUUAAAAUAAGAUUUAGAAAGCAGAAUUAAAAUGAUUAAUGAACUUAAAUUAAAGUAUUAAUUUUAUUUACACUUAGAAUUACAUAAUAAGAAUGUGAAUUAAAGAAUAUUAAUUAUUUGAAAUUAGAUAAUUAAAAAUUAAAGGAUUAACUUGAUCAAACUAAAAGAGAGUUAGAUCAAUUUAGAAAAUAAUAUUAUACAACUUUAAGCAAAUUGUAAAUAGCUGAAUAAUAACUCAAUGAAUUAUAUAAUCUAGAAAAUAGACUUUAAUUACUCUAGUAAGAAAGAGAAACCUUGAAUAAAUAAUUAAAAUUAAAAAAUGAAGAUAUUGGUUAAUUAUAAGAUAAGGUUUCAUCAUUGCUUUCAUAAUUAGAAUAAUUGAGAUUAAAUGAAUAAGCUAGAAAUGCUGCAGAAAAUGAAGUUAUCUAACUUAAAACUGAAUUAAAUAAACUUUAAGGAAAUCUUAAAUAGAAAGAGUAGACUAUUACAGAUUUACAUGCUAAAAUUAAUGAAUUAUAAAAGUAAUUAACUAAUUCUCAAUCUGAUUUUAAGAGAUUGUAAGCCAAAGAUUAUUCAGGAUUAUAAGAUUAAGCUAAAUUAGUUGCUGAAUUAUAAUAAAAACUACUUUAAAUGAGUCAAGAAAAUUCUAAAUUCUAAAGUUAAGCUUCUAAUUUAGAAUCUAAGAAUAAUUCAUAGGCUUAAGAUAUUUAAAGAUUAAAUGCCUUAUUAUAGACGAAAGGUUAAGAACUUUCAGAAGCAAAUAAAAAGAUAUAUGAUUUAGAAAAUGAUAAAACUAUUCCUGAUCUUAAAUUUUAGAAUUCUUAAUUAAUAGCUGAAUUAAGAGAAUAAGAAACUUAGAAUCAAGGUUUAUAAGAAAAAUUAUAGAUUUUAGAAAAUUAGGUUAUAUAAUUAAAUACUAAAUUAACAACAGCAGAAGCUUAAGCCAAUUGUAAUUUGAAUGAAAAAAAUAAAGUUGAUUAACUUUUAUCUUCUUAUUUGAUUUAAUUAUAAUAAUUAGAGAAAGAGUAUUAAUUAUUUUAAAUUUAUUAGAGUAGAUGAACUACGAGUGAUAGCUUAAUAAGUGGCUCAAUAAAAUGCUAUAAAUAAAUAAUAACAAUAACAUAUCGAAGCUUUAUAAAAAUAAUUAAAAGAUUAUAGUGGCUAAUUUAAUGAUUUAAGUAAAGAGAAUGAAAAAUUAUAUGUUGAGAACUCUUAAUUCUCAACUCGUAUUUCAUAACUUAGUGAAUUGCCAAAUAAAAUAUAAAUAUUAGAUGAAGGAUUAUAAAAAUUGUAAUAAGAUUAUAAUAAUGAAUUAUAAGCAAAUGAAACAUUAAAUAAAUAAUUGAAUGAUGCCUUGAGAGUAAAGAAUGAUUUAGAAAAUAAAAUAGCUAUGUUAUCAACAGAAGUAGAGAGAUUUUAAUAUAAAUUAAACAGUAGAUAAAAUGAAGCUGAAUAAUUAAAAAAACAAAUUGUUGAUUUGGAAGCUUAAAUUGCUUAAUUAAAAUAAUUAGAAACAGAUAAUUAAGUUUUAGCAGAUAAAAUAGGAAAUCUUGAACAACAACUAAUUAAUGAAGCUAAUAAAAAUUUAGAACAUCUCUUGAGAGUUAGUUAAGAUGAAACUAAAUAAUAAAUUUUAGAUAAUAAUAAUCUUAAAUAAUAAUUAGAUUAGAAGGUGUAAGAAAAUAAUUCAAGAGACGAAUCCUAUAAAUAAUUAGAAUAGAAAUACUAAUAACUCUAAAAUUCUCAUAAAAACUUAGAAGCUUAAAAUACUUAAAUUGCUGAAUUAUAGAAUGUUAUUAGUGGAUAAGAAAAUGACAUUUAGAAGUUCUAAGAUUUAAUCGAAGAAUUAAGAGAUAAAAAUAAUGAUUUAGUAGCAGAGUAAUAUAUAAUGUUAUUUUAUAAUUAUUUAGAUCUUAAAAAUUACAAAUUGAUUUGACCUAAUAAUAAGUUUAGAUUGCUGAUUUGAGAAAUUAAAUAGAAAAAUUGAAUACAGAAGUAAGUAACAAUCAAAAUUAUGAAUAAAUAAUUGAUGAAUUAAAGAAGAAGAUUGAAAAAUUAUAAGAAGAAAAGGUAAUAAUUAUAAUUAAUAAUUAAAGUAUUUACUUGAAAAUAAAGUGGCCUUAUUAUCUAGUGAAAUAGAGAGAAUGAGAGUAAAAUAUGAUGCAUAAGGAAAUAAAUUAAAUACUUCUGAUGAAUAAAAAUAAGGCUUGAGUAAAGAAUUAGAAUAAUUGCAUAAAUUAUUUGAAGAAUCUUAAGAUGUAGAUUAUUUUUUAAAAUAUUAUAGGAAAUUGAUAAAUUAUAAGAAUAAUUGUCAAAAUAAAAAGAAUUGGAAUAAAAAGAACAAGCUCUUAGUUUAACUUUAGUAAAUGCAUUCAAUGAAAUAGAUGCAUUGAGAUAACAAUUAUAAAAGGUUUCUAAUGAAGCUAAUGAAUAGAAGAAGUCUAAUUUAGCUUUGGCUAUAUAAUUGGAAUGAG
Paramecium sonneborni is the source of this 3280-nucleotide messenger RNA. Lineage: Eukaryota; Ciliophora; Oligohymenophorea; Peniculida; Parameciidae. The record is from the annotation of a GenBank genome assembly.